AUGGAGGGCAACGCCACCUCCUCCUCCAGGACGUGUUGCCCCUUCACCACCACGGCGGUCGACGGCAUCCUGCCCCCCAUCCUCAUCCUGGAGUUCGUCUUCGGGUUGCUAGGCAACGGCCUGGCCCUGUGGAUGCUGGCGUUCCACGUGUCGUCGUGGAAACCGCACUCCAUGUAUCUGCUGCACCUGACGGUGGCGGACACCAUAGUGCUGUUCUGCCUGCCGUUCCGCGCCGACUACUACCUGCGGCACAAGGACUGGCGCUUCGGGGACGCCAUGUGCCGCAUCCUCAUGUUCCUAUUGGCUGCCAACCGCACCGCCGGAAUCUUCUUCCUCACCGCCGUGGCGGUGGACCGCUACCUGAAGGUGGUGUAUCCACGGAGCCGUCUGAGCCGGUUGGGCCUCGGCUGGGCCUCGCUGAUCAGCUGUUGCAUCUGGGCGGCCAUCUUGGCCAUGACGGUGUACCUGCUGACCGUCUCCCACAUCGAGGAGCUGGAGGGACACCGGCAGUGCGAGAGCUUCCAAAUCUGCCUGGACUUCAGGUGGGACAGCAUCUGGCACGAGACGCUCUACCUGCUGCAGUUCCUGGUUCCCACGGUGAUCAUCUGCUUCUGCACGGCGUGCAUCGCGCAUCAGCUGCGGACGCGCACGGUGGACACGGGCGGCCGUAUCCGGCGAGCCGUCUACCUGGUGCUCGCCGUGGCAACGGUCUUCAUCCUCUGCUUCCUGCCCAGCACCGCGUGUCGCCUGGCCGUCAUCGUACUCAAGACGCAGUACAGCGAGUGUGUGUACUUCGAGCCCACCAACCUGGCCUUCUACACCUCGGUGUGCCUGACGUACUUCAACAGCGUGCUGAACCCCGUGGUGUAUUACCUGUCCAGCCCCGCCAUCAGCAGGACUCUGCAACAGCUGUGGAACAAGCUGCUCCCCGUGGGCAAGAGGAGACCACCCCCACCUCCACCACCUAGCAGCGGAGUGUACACCGUCUCCAGACCUAUGUAA
This is a messenger RNA of Engraulis encrasicolus (European anchovy), 1002 nucleotides long. RefSeq names its product hydroxycarboxylic acid receptor 2-like. Gene Ontology annotation, biological process: G protein-coupled receptor signaling pathway. Gene Ontology annotation, cellular component: membrane. Gene Ontology annotation, molecular function: G protein-coupled receptor activity. The record is from RefSeq and is a predicted model, not a curated record. The coding region runs from base 1 to 1002 and encodes 333 amino acids. NCBI's taxonomy places the organism in Eukaryota, Metazoa, Chordata, Actinopteri, Clupeiformes, Engraulidae. The transcript is spliced from 4 exons.